UGGAUGCAGGGAUUUUCUGGAUGAGUUGAGUGCAAGCAGGCAGACCAAAAACCACCAUGGAUUUGCCAAUUAAUUGUUUUUAAUUGGACAAAUAAUCACUUUUUGGUGCGAUUGCGUUGCCUUUUUUUGAGUACAGUCGCCCGCGCGUCUGCCUGUGAGCGAGCAAGCUAGCUGUCACUCAGCCAGGAGCCACAUCAGCUGCAGUUAGCAUUAGCAGUUAGCAUUCAGACUCCGCAUCAUGGCAGAGGGCAUCAUGAGCAAGGCAGCCACCAUGGAGAUCCCCAUCAACAGCAAUGGAGACACCGGCACUCAAGCAGAGGAUGACAGCCUGGAGCAGGAUUUACAGCAGGUGAUGGUGUCUGGGCCCAACCUCAAUGAAACCAACAUCGUCUCAGGAGGAUACGGGGGACCAGCAGGGGGCAUCAUUCCCACCAGCAGCAUUAAAGGGCCUGCAAUUCGUUUCAACCCUGAGUAUUUGGACAGAAGACGUGGCCCUGCGCCUGCACCAGACAUUCGCACCAAAUCACGGGCCGCCAACUUGCAAAGCAGCUCAGGCGGCGCAAACAACAACGCCUGCGGUGCAAGUGAGGAAGUGUCCCGGGGUGUGGCCGUGGAGAAACUGGACAGUGUGAAGAAAUGGGGCAUCAACACGUAUAAGUGCACCAAGCAGAUGUUCUCGGAGCGUUUUGGCCGCGGCUCGCGGACCGUGGACCUGGAACUGGAGGCCCAGAUCGAGGUGCUCCGAGACACCAAGAGCAAGUACGAGAACAUCCUGCACCUGGCCACCGCGCUCACCGAGCACUUCCACAGCUUGGUGCAGACCCAGCAGGCUCUGGGGGACGCCUUCACAGACCUCAGCCAGAAGUCUCCCGAGCUGCAGGACGAGUUCGGCUACAACGCUGAGACGCAGAAGCUUUUGUGCAGGAACGGCGAGUCCCUGCUGGGCGCCAUCAGCUUCUUUGUGUCCAGUGUGAACACGCUGGUCAACAAAACCAUGGAGGACACGCUGAUGACCAUCAAGCACUAUGAAAAUGCAAGACUGGAGUUUGACGCCUACCGGUCCGAUCUGGAAGAGUUGAGUCUGGGUCCGAGGGACAGCGCGGCGGUGGUGCGCAUGGAGAUGGCCCAGCACGAGUACCAGGUCCACAGGGACAAAUACGAGCGGCUGCGGAGCGACGUCACCAUCAAGCUCAAAUUCUUGGAUGAAAACAAGGUGAAGGUGAUGCACAAGCAGCUGCUGCUCUUCCACAACGCCAUCUCAGCCUACUUCGCUGGCAACCAGCAGCAGCUGGAACAAACUCUGGUCCAGUUCAACGUCAAGUUGAAGCCUCCGGGCUCAGACAAGCCGUCCUGGCUGGAGGAGCAGUGAGGAGGACGUGGUGGGAUGGCAGAGGACAGCCUUUUAGUGGAUGAUGUUACCGCUGCAAGUAUUUCUUUCUUACCUUUUAGCCUGUUUAUGUACGCACCUGCAGUGUGGCACAGUGGAACCUCCAUUUACAAAACCCUCUAUUGGCCAUUUACAAACUUUCCGCCAAACAUGUCUCGGUGUACAAACGCUUCAUUCAUUCUUUCACCAAGUUUGAUCUAUUUUGUUACUCAAUAUGGGCCCAAAAAGGCCAAGAAACCAGCCUGGAAAGAAGGGCGGAAUUGCUGUGGACUUAGACUUAUGGAAGAGAGGGAACCUUCUCCGCCUCGUGGCGGCACCUUGUCUCCUUUCGUGGGUUCAAUGCCACAUUCUCUGACAGCAAGGUAAAGAGGGUUUUGCUUUUAUUGUUAUUAUUGUAGCAACAUGGUUGUUAACGUUUUUGAGAGCACCAAAGGGACUUUCGUGUGUGUGUGUGCGCACAUUGACAGUUUAGCUUGCCGUUGUUGUUGUGUUGUUUUGACAAUGUUGAUACAUUACCUCUUAUGUUUAUAUAUAUAUAUAUAUAUAUAUAUAAUAUAUAUAUAUAUAUAUUAGAGAUGUCCGAUAAUAUCGGUCUGCCGAUAUUAUCGGCGGAUAAAUGCGUUAAAAUGUAAUAUCGGAAAUUAUCGGUAUCGGUUUUUUUUAUUAUCAGUAUCGUUUUUUUGUUGUUGUUUUUUUUAUUAAAUCCACAUAAAAAACACAAGAUACACUUACAAUUAGUGCACCAACCCAAAAAACCUCCCUCCCCCAUUUACACUCAUUCACACAAAAGGGUUGUUUCUUUCUGUUAUUAAUAUUCUGCUUCCUACAUUAUAUAUCAAUAUAUAUCAAUACAGUCUGCAAGGGUUACAGUCCGUAAUCGCACAUGAUUGUGCGUGCUGCUGGUCCACUAAUAAUACUAACCUUUAACAGUUAAUUUUUACAAAUUUUCAUUAAUUACUAGUUUCUAUGUAACUGUUUUUAUAUUGUUUUACUUUCUUUUUUAUUCAAGAAAAUGUUUUUAAUUUAUUUAUCUUAUUUUAUUUGAUUCAUUUUUUUAAAAAGGACCUUAUCUUCACCAUACCUGGUUGUCCAAAUUAGGCAUAAUAAAGUGUUAAUUCCACGACUGUAUAUAUCGGUUGAUAUCGGUAUCGGUAAUUAAAGAGUUGGACAAUAUCGGCAUAUCGGAUAUCGACAAAAAGCCAUUAUCGGACAUCCCUAAUAUAUAUAUAUAUAUAUAUAUAUAUAUAUAUAUAUAUAAAGCGAUUUUUGAAUGAAUCUCAAUUCUCAUUUGUAACAAUUCUUAAUUAAAGACCUACUGAAAUGAAAUGUUCUUAUUUAAACGGGGAUAGCAGGUCCAUUCUAUGUGUCAUACUUGAUCAUUUCACGAUAUUGCCAUAUUUUUGCAGAAAGGAUUUAGUAGAGAACAUCGACGAUAAAGUUCGCAACUUUUGGUCGCUAAUAAAAAAAAAAGCCUUACCUGUACCGGAAGUAGCGUGACGUCACAGGUUGAAAGGCUCCUCACAUUUCCCCAUUGUUUACACCGGCAGCGAGAGCGAUUCGGACCGAGAAAGCGACGAUUACCCCAUUAAUUUGAGCCAGGAUGAAAGAUUCGUGGAUGAGGAACGUGAGAGUGAAGGACCAGAGUGCAGUGCAGGACGUAUCUUUUUUCGCUCUGACCGUAACUUAGGUACAAGCUGGCUCAUUGGAUUCCACACUUUCUCCUUUUUCUAUUGUGGAUCACGGAUUUGUAUUUUAAACCACCUCUGAUACUAUAUCCUCUUGAAAAUGAGUCGAGAACGCGAAAUGGACAUUUAAAGUGACUUUUAUCUCCACGACAAUACAUCGGCGAAGCACUUUAGCUACGGAGCUAACGUGAUAGCAUCGUGCUUAAAUGCAGAUAGAAACAAAAUAAAUAAAUCCCUGACUGGAAGGAUAGACAGAAGAUCAACAAUACUAUUAAACCAUGGACAUGUAAAUACACGUUAAUGCUUUCCAGCCUGGCGAAGCUUAACAAUGCUGUUGCUAACGACGCCAUUGAAGCUAACUUAGCUACGGGACCUCACAGAACUAUGCUAAAAACAUUAGCUAUCCACCUACGCCAGCCAGCCCUCAUCUGCUCAUCAACACCCGUGCUCACCUGCGUUCCAGCGAUCGACGGCACGACGAAGGACUUCACCCGAUCAUCAAUGCGGUCGGCGGCUAGCGUCGGAUAGCGCGUCUAUCAAACUCAAAGUCCUCCUGGUUGUGUUGCAGCAGCCAGCUGCUAAUACACCGAUCCCACCUACAGCUUUCUUCUUUGCAGUCUUCAUUGUUCAUUAAACAAAUUGCAAAA
Messenger RNA from Entelurus aequoreus (snake pipefish), 3719 nucleotides. Its product is annotated as arfaptin-2-like. The record is from RefSeq and is a predicted model, not a curated record. The coding region runs from base 239 to 1369 and encodes 376 amino acids. Gene Ontology annotation, cellular component: trans-Golgi network membrane. The transcript is spliced from 10 exons. Gene Ontology annotation, biological process: intracellular protein transport; regulation of Arp2/3 complex-mediated actin nucleation. Gene Ontology annotation, molecular function: protein domain specific binding; phospholipid binding. Lineage: Eukaryota; Metazoa; Chordata; Actinopteri; Syngnathiformes; Syngnathidae.